CAUACAGCACGGUGGGCAAAGUGCAUGUGAGCUGUAGCAUGCAGUGUACGCAGCGUGUUCCUCUUCUUGUCUUCCUCUUCUUUCGCAUUCUUACUGUUCCUUUUAAUCAUCUCAUAUUGUUUCACCGCAAACAGCUGAGCACUAGGUGGAUGUUCCUGUGAGUCCACAGACCUCCAUAACAGUUCAUAGUCCAGCGACCCACGGAUGUGACUGAGCAGUGCAGUCAUGGCAGAUGCAUCUGGAUUUGACCUGGACUACAUCACAGAGCAGAUCAUUGCUGUCUCCUUCCACCAGGCAUGCCCAGAGCAAACUUACCUGCACAACCUACAGAAUAUCAUGCAGAUGUUGCAGUCCAAACAUGCGGACAACUAUUUGGUUGUUAACCUCUCAGAGCCCAGGGAAGAGCUCAGGAGGAUGAACACCAGGGUACUGGAUGUUGGCUGGCCUGAGCAGCAUGCUCCAUCGCUUCAUCUGCUGUGUUCCAUAUGUAAAAGCAUUGAGAACUGGCUCAACACACACACUGAGCAUGUGCUGUUGCUGCACUGCAGGGGUAGUAAAGACCGAGUGGGAGUCAUUAUUUCAUCCUAUAUCAACCUUCCCAGCGUAUCCACCAGUGAAGAACAGGCUUUAGACUGCUACACCAUGAGGAGGUUCUACAAUGAUAAGAUGGCUUCACUGAUGACUCCGUCCCAGAAAAGGUAUGUGCAGAUGUUUGGCAGUCUCCUGAGCCGUCAGUUAAAGAUAAACUCCUCUCCUCUCCUCUUCCACUGCAUCACUCUACACCACAUCCCAAAGCUUCACCCCACAGGGUCUCAGCUCUUUGUGAGGGUAUACCAAGGCAUGCAGACAGUGUGCACCACAGGAGUACAUAAGCUUGCCGUGGAUCAGACAGACAGAGUUUAUUUCGCACUGGAACCACCACAGCUUCUCAAAGGUGACAUUAUGAUCCUAUGCUAUAAUAAGAAUGUUGAGAGGGGGAUCAGAGAGCUUGUGUUUCGCAUACAGUUUCACACAGGCACCCUCCAUGGACACCCUUCUUUGUUCCAUAAAAAGGACCUUGAUCUUGCAAACAAAGAUCCCAGAUUCACUGAGAAUGGAGAGGUGGAGGUACUGUUUUCAGAAAGCAUGAGAAUUCCAGGCUUUCCUCAAGGCAGUGAUGGCUGGAGGAAUAGCUCUGCUGUUGUUGUUGACUAUGACACUCUGGAUCCUCUCGUUCACUGGGACUCAUACGAGCACAUUGCAGCAGAAGCUCAGCCAAGUGAGCGCGCCCCCUCUGUGAGCAGUGACUCCGGGCUGUCCAGUAACUCGCAGUGGACAGGAGGACCAGCUGCUGGAAUUCAGAGUGGCCACAGCCCUGAGGAGCGCACCCAGCUCCAGAGAGCCAUUACUGUAGACAACAUGGAGGGUGAGCUAACCCAUCUGGAGGUCAUUACCACUGAGCUCAUGAUUGCCCUGGACAGAGAGAAGAGAGCAAUAGAGGAAAGGUCACACCAUUUAGACAUUGCAUUUCAUGUGAAUGGUGAAACUACAACCACAGAGCGGGAAACUGAUAUUCUAGAUGAUGAAAAUGGCUUUUCUGCUAAUGGCAGGGCUGCUAUAAACUCUAAAGAAGCAGACCUUGACCUUCCUUCUUUAUCAUUGGCUGGAUCAGUGGAUGUUGGAGAUGGGGUCUGCCCAGCCUCGAAUGAAGUGUACAGUCAAGGAGUAACCUCUACACGUAUUCACCCACAUGCCUCAGUGUCCAGUGGGAUUCAGACACACAUGUGGGUCAGGCAACAGCAGCUAGUCUCUGCUGAUCCUUACAUAUACCCCUCCUCAGACAGAUUGGAGCAGAAAGUGGGGGUGGGGCACAAUGAAAGCAGUGGGAACAACUCAACGCAUAGCACAAGUGACCCUCUGGAGAAGGAAUCCGAGGCAGAGAAGGAUGAUGAGUUUGCCUCCCUCGCAUUGGAUAUUGACCAGUCAAUUGAGCAGCUCAACCAACUGAUCCUAGACCUGGACCCUGAGUUUGAACCAGUGCCCACACGUGCCAGAGGUCACAUAAUUCGUUCGGCCUCUCUGCACACUAAUGGAAUUGCCCAUUCACCUGGACAAGCAAAAUCCAUCAAAUCAGGCAUAGGCAGUAGGCAGAUUAGUGAUGUCACUAAUCAGUCUGCAUACAGGAGUCCUGCUGGUGAUCUGUUACAGCCAUUACCCAAGCCUGCUUUCUCUAAACUGUCCCAGUACGGGGCUCUUUAUGGUGGUGACACUGUGGACUAUGAAGAAUUCACUCCACGGACUGACAGAUCUCUAUGGGUGGACCUUAAUCAGCCUCCAUCAACACCUGCAUUUCCAGUGUCACCUCCUACGCCUUAUGUGAAGAGCAUGUAUGACUUUUCCCACGUGGGCCACAGUCCUCAGCCCAGUGCACAGCACCUGCUCUCAAGGACACAGCAAGAGUCACGGGGGUAUGUGGACAGUAUGACACACGCUCCUAUGUCAUCAGAUGGAGACCUUUUCCGCUCUGAAAUGACGUCAAGUCCUGCCUCCUGCCAAAGGUUGUUUGGGUCCAUGCGCUCUGUCAACACCCCCAGCCCACUCCCCGUCAAUGACAGCCCCACUGCAGCACAUUCCUGGUUAGAGAGUGGCUCUAACACCCCCCUGAGUCACUACACACCCCAGCCCUCUCCUCCACUCCCCCUUUCUGCCCCCAAUGCCCACAGCUCUCCCCGGGGCGGCCCUCGCGGCCUGCCCUCCUCUCUGGGUAUUGGAAGUCUAGAGCUCAGUCUGCUGGAGGCUAUGGAGGGUCUGGAAUCUCUGGGCUUGGAUGGGAUACAGCCGCCACUGUUACCUCAGAAGAGGAGAGGAGUAGAUGUAGGAGAGCUCUCCCUGAACUCCUCUCUCAGCCGGAGUGCAGUCAGCGCCUCAUUUUCCAGUAACAAUGGUUCGCCAACAGGGUCAACACCUAGCCCAGAUCCCCUGUCCAGUAAACCUGACACCACAAAAUUUGUUCAAGACACGUCGAAGUUCUGGUACAAGCCGGACAUCUCUAGAGAGCAGGCCAUUGCCGUGCUGAAGGAUAAAGAGCCUGGCUCCUUCAUCGUCAGAGACAGUCACUCAUUCAGAGGAGCGUACGGACUGGCCAUGAAGGUGGCCACGCCCCCACCCUCCAUCUUACAGCAGAGCAAGAAAGCGGGCGAUCUGACCAGUGAGCUUGUGCGCCACUUCCUGAUCGAGUGCACACAGAAAGGAGUGAGGCUGAAGGGCUGUCCUAACGAGCCCUACUUUGGCAGUCUCACCGCUCUUGUGUGCCAACAUUCCAUCACACCGCUGGCUUUACCCUGCAAACUAAUCAUCCCCGCCAGAGACCCUCUGGAAGAGCUUACUGAGACUCAAGCACAGACCUCCACGAACUCAGCAACUGAGCUUCUUAAACAAGGAGCAGCAUGCAAUGUGUGGUUCCUGGGCAGUGUGGAGUUGGAGUCUUUGACAGGGGUGCAGGCCAUACAGAAGGCCACCACAGUGAUUCUUGGUCAGAACCCUCCGGCCAUCUCCACGAUCGUCCACUUCAAAGUGUCUGCACAGGGCAUCACGCUUACAGACAACCAGAGAAAAUUGUUCUUCAGGAGACACUAUGCUGUCAACACAGUCAUAUUCUGCGCUCUGGACCCCCAAGACAGAAAAUGGAUGAGAGACGGUUGCUUGGCUGCAAAGAUCUUUGGAUUCGUGGCUAGGAAGAGUGGUAGCAGCACAGAGAACGUAUGUCACCUAUUCGCAGAACAUGACCCUGAGCAGCCUGCCAGUGCUAUCGUGAACUUCGUCUCCAAGGUGAUGAUUGGCUCUCAGAAGGCCAAGUAGAACUACACCUACAAUCAGCCACUCCCAGCACCGUUGUUGGCCGUUUUCACAUUCCCCUUAUUUAAUGGUCUCUCACGCAUUGCGCUCUGAAUCCAAAAGCACAUGGUAUAUUUGUUCUACACCCUUAAAAAUGAAGCUGCCAAAGGAUUUCUUGGAACGAUGAAGAAGUGGAAGAAGCAUUUUGGUUCCCUAUAGGAUCUUUCCCUUCAGUGAAUCACUGUUUAAAGGAAUACCCUUAUGUUUCUUCAACCUAAUCUCUUUCUGCUGCAUCUGUAGCAUGUGAUCACUCAGAUAAUUUAGACAGUUUUCCCAGUACUUAGUAAAAGAGCAAAAAACCUGUUGAUUGAAAGCACACGGCCCAUCAGCUUUUAUUUUAAGUGGGUUUGAGUGGGUUUUCUAUUCUUUGGCCAAAUACAGCAAAAUAAUUGUCCAUGGUAAUGCUUCAUGUUAUAGAUGUGGAAAAAGAUUAGAUUGAAAAGCCGUCCUUUGGAAGCUUCUUUAUGGAACCAAAGUUUACUUUAAAAAAAAAAGAAUCCUUUUGGCACCUUUAUGUUUAAGAGUACAGAAAUUCAGCAGUUUUCAUAUUCAAAAAUCUCAGUGGCCUGAAACAAGAUUUGAUAUGUAUGUAGGGGAAUUCUACACUCUUGAGUCUUCUAAAGACUUUUAAUGACACAGCCACUGUGGGCCUUUUAUGAGUAUAAUGAAUUUAAAGAGUUUAAAACUUUCUGUUAGCUUACACUGUUAAAAAUUAAAAGUCAAGUUGAAAUCUAAAGUCCACUUUCUCCACAGUGUUAUGCACUUUUCUUAAUUUAGUUCUCCUUACUGCCAUUUUUUACUCUAAGGUAGGUCUAGAAAAAACUGUUUAAAUUGAACAAAUAAAAAAAAAAAACAGUGAAUGUGGUGAAUUUGCUUACAUUUUUUUGUUGGAUUUUUACUCAGUUCUUACCCCCCCAGUUUAUUCAUUUAAGCAAUUCCCUCUUACAAGCUAAAACUGCCCCUAACACACAUUUGAAAAAAAAAUUGUGCAGAAUGUUGACUUAAAUUUUUUAGUUAACCUGACCUUUAGUUUUUCUAGGGUAGUGUUCAUAGUGCUACCAGCUGCUUUGUGUUCCUACACAACAAGACCAAUAGAGGGAGUCCUGUCUCUGCUUAAAAUAACUUAAAAUUACUGGCUGUGACCAUUGCAAAAAGAGGCUGGCAGCACCAUGUGCUCUAAAUGCCAGAGCUGCAGUCUGCCUGUGCCAAUUCUGCAAGUUGUGAGAGAACGCUUUCCGAAGCCACUUUCUAGUAAGCUUCAAUUUGAAAGCCUUUUGCUAAAUCCUAACAGCCUACAGUACCGUUUAGCUCUCCAGUGCCUCCUCUGUCACUUCAUGUUUCUAAGACUCUGAAACUGCACUGUGUCCUCCAAUUUACUAGAACUGGGUUCAGACAUGUAGUUGGUAAUGUUGGAGAGAUCUGACUUAAUGGCUAUUUUUGCUUAGAGAAAGACAAGCUAACCUAAUUAACAUGUGUGUAGAGCAAAUUUCUUAGGCUAUGACAGUCCAUAAAAUUCUGAAGAGCAAGUCAAAGCUCAAAUACUGACCAAAGAACUUGAGGCAGGACUGUUUAAAUAGAGGAUAAUAAGGGCUACAGUCAGCACAAACUAUAUUUAUUUUACACACUGACUCUAUCCUAUCUUUUAAAAUUCCAUUCCUACUUUUUUGUUUUCCUCAUCGUAGACCUUUGACUUAUGCUAGUAGGCCUUAUAUUAAAGAGCAAAUUAAAUAUGUUUAAUGCACAUUUAGCAGUUUCUUUGAGCAAAGAGAAAUCUGUCAUGCAUAUUGUAAAAUAAACAUGUAACAUUUUAAGUGUUGAAAAACAUUCUUGUCUUUUGCAUGAAGUAAAUUACAUAUUUUACCAUUAACUGCAUCUAAACUGCUAUAUAGUUUUAUUUUUUUAUGUUGUGGUCAGCAGUAAGUGGUGGCAUUUACAAUAUACUGUAUUUGUGUGUCUGUUGUGUUAAAGCUUCUAUCUUGUGUACUGCUUUUAUAUUCAUUGAUUCAUGUAUAAUCUGGCAGUAGAGAAAAGUCUGGUUUGAUUAUUCAGCUGUGUAAACCUGUAAAUUAUAUAUCAGUGUUGAUGAGAAAAAAACCUGGAAAUUAUUUUAAAGCCUAAUCUCUCCCAUGUUAAUGCAGUGUACAGUAAUGAUGCUAGUACAUUGUAGGAAGUUUAAACAGUUCAUACCAUAUAUAUUUAUUCUGUAAAUAGACUUUAAAAGUUACAGUAGAUCCUAAACUUAGCGUGUUUAACACAUCAGAUAUGGAAUUGACUAACUUUUUUUUCUUCAUGUACAAAGGAAUGACAAAUACAUGGUAUUGUCUCUUUGUGUUGUUAUGUGGAGGUAAAAAUGUCUCUGUAUCUCUUUCUGUAUAUGACUAAUCUCUCAUAUAACUCAAUUAUUUUGUAAAUUAUGGUUGUAUAUACAAGACUACAUUCGACAGGCUCACAAUAAAAUAAAAGCAAAUUGUCAUA
Pygocentrus nattereri (red-bellied piranha) is the source of this 6348-nucleotide messenger RNA. RefSeq names its product tensin-3 (gene tns3.2). The transcript is spliced from 27 exons. Bases 226 to 3837 code for a protein of 1203 amino acids. NCBI's taxonomy places the organism in Eukaryota, Metazoa, Chordata, Actinopteri, Characiformes, Serrasalmidae. Gene Ontology annotation, molecular function: protein binding. The record is from RefSeq and is a predicted model, not a curated record.